AUGGUGAAAGACAAGAAGAAAAAAGACAAGAAGGAGAAGAAGAAAAAGGCAUCGCAGCAGCCCAAGGAAGUUCGAACGUAUUUUCCUGAAGCUCUGUUGGAAUACCAAUGUCAGAUAAAAGAAGAGGUGAUCAAUCAUCUUCUGCUUGAAAUCAAACGCUUGGAAGAAAUAAAUGAGAGAUGCCACGACAGAAACAAGAGCCUAAAGGCAGAACAGACUGGGAAUGUCCGGGCACUCCUAGCCACCCUGAGAGAGCAGGAGAAGGAACUAGAGAAAGUUGGGGUUGUGACCAGGGACGAUGUGGACAAAGCCAUGAAGGACAAGUGGCAAUACAUUAAGGACCAGGAGAAACGGAUCAAAGACAUGCGCUCUCAGAUCAAUCAUUUUGAGCAAAUACUUCUGGUGAAACAGGCAGAAAUAGACUACUGGUUGGACUAUAAAAAACUGGGGAGUGGUGCCCAUGGCCAACAGAUCCAGGUCCUCGAGCAAGAUAUCAAGAAGCUAAAGGAAGACCUAGAGGAAAUGACAGAAUUUUUUAGAAUUGCUCUGGAAGAAACCAAGCAAAAAAUUGACAAAUACACACUGAAGCAAAUGGAACUAAAAAAAGAAUGGGCCACUGAGAAUGCCGUCAAGCACAUUGACAGCAUCAGCUGCCGGGAGAUCAAAGAAUAUGAAUGGCUGAAAGAAGAGGUUGCAGUUUACAGGAAGGAGGUGAAUGAACUGGAAGCCUCUGCUCAUGCCCUGGAGGAGGAAAAUAUCUAUCUCAUCAAGAAGCUCUACGACCGCAAACUGCACUAUCUUAGAGUGCCCAGACACCUAUUCCUCACCCAGGCUGCAGGUCUGCAGAUCACUGAGGAAGAACUGGAAAACGUGGAAUCCAAAGAGGCUCCAGGAAAAGGUGGAUCCCUCCAGCUGUAUCAAAAGGGACAGGAGCCUGGCCUGUUGUCUGUCCCCCAAAAAUCGUCCUCGCUGGCCUCCGCCUCUGAAAUCAUCCUCGCCUCAGAGCUGGUCAUGGAGGAAGAGGGAGAAGGAGGAGAGCAGUCGGAGCUUCCUUCCGAACUGGUGUACCUGCGAGGGCAAACGGCCUCCCAGUUUCUUCCUCCACUCCUGUACGAAGACACGGGUGACUUCAAGGACUACGCAGAAUUGGGGCCCUUGGAGGUGAAGCUCAUGAGCGCCAUGGGCCGAGCUGCGCCCCUUCACGAAGACGCGAAAGAGAUGCCAAGCAGAACCCGGCUCGAUGAUAAAUAUGACACCGCCGCGGCGUCCCUCCACAUCACCUACCGCAUGAUCAAGUCUAUAUUUCCUUGA
Euleptes europaea (tarantolino) is the source of this 1311-nucleotide messenger RNA. RefSeq names its product coiled-coil domain containing 83 (gene CCDC83). The coding region runs from base 1 to 1311 and encodes 436 amino acids. Lineage: Eukaryota; Metazoa; Chordata; Lepidosauria; Squamata; Sphaerodactylidae. The transcript has 10 exons. The record is from RefSeq and is a predicted model, not a curated record.